Molecule: messenger RNA, 6975 nt
Organism: Porites lobata
Lineage: Eukaryota; Metazoa; Cnidaria; Anthozoa; Scleractinia; Poritidae
Source: the annotation of a GenBank genome assembly
AUGGCGGAAGCUGAAGCAAAUCCAUCGCUUGGCGGAUAUGAUGAUGACUUUGUUAGUGAAGUUGAAGACGAAUUGCAAUGUGCAAUUUGUAGGCUACCACUGAAAGACCCUAUUUUGACGAAAUGUGGUCACAGAUUUUGCAGAGACUGUCUUGACAGUCAUUUCACAAGGUUAGUAUCACCCCUUGGCUUUUCAGAACAUAUCCCUUACUUCAAGUUAGAUAUUAGCUCCAUACAAGAGAUGGUAACUGGACAAUAACCCUCGAUCUUGCUCUGUACGAGUCAUUACUUUAUUCAAAUGUUAUGCAAGAGACUUGUGUUAUGUUGUUCUGUGCCUGUGAGCAUUUAUCAAGCGAUUUGAACCUUGCGCAAGUAUUUUAUGGGAUUGGUAAAGCGCGUCGUUUCGGAGUACAUAGUUAUGGCGGCCUUUUCGCCUUCUCGUUUACGGGGGCUGCACUUGCGGAAAUAAGUCUUGACUAAAAAGGACUCAGGAAAGUCAGAUAAAAACAAACAAAAUGCAUGACACUUUUUCAUAUCAAGUAAAAGGCAAGUCAGGAAGCAAUUUUCUUAUAUGCCCUAACCCUAAGCCAAACCCCAAUCCUUCUACAUAAUAACGUCUUUGGCGGGACUAAAUUAACAUUAGCAUGAACUUGACUACCUCUAUUGAGUCUGAGAAAGAUAGUCUCUGUCUGAUGAUUUCUUGGAAAUGACAAAUCGAGAUAAAUGUCACCGAAAAGAAAGGAAUCAGGAUAAUAACAGGAAGAAGAAGCACGUAUACUCUAGUGAUUUUGUGUUACAUGAUUAUGCUAUGUAUGAAAAUAUUUCUUACUAUUUUUCGCUCGUUUUUUCCCAUAAGACUUGUAUUCAGUAAAGUAUUGUUUAUUCUAAUGUUUAGAGUAAAAGGGAAAAGAUUUUAAGUUGUUCUUUAGCGACAUGGGAAUGCGUCAACAUAGACCUCACGCAACACUAAUAUCUAUAAGACAUACAAAAGAAGGAAAUACCGUUUGUAUCUAUCAUCAAUUUCUAUAGACUCAGCCGGAUAUGUUAAUCAACUGAACAGGAAGGUUCCAUUUUCAACUUUUGAUGAAAUCUCAUUUUCACAAUAUCAGAAUGAUUAUUGUCAUGGAUGAUUGUUGCAGCUGUAUAAGGGAGGGAGAAAGACCGGUUAGCAGGGGGCCAUCCAGAAACGAACGAACACAGCCUUAGAUUUAAUUGUCCUCUCUUGGUCAGGCUCUAUUUUGAGUUGUUGAUAUAACUCGGUGGGGCGAAACGCAGCCACAUGAUUGGGAAACUAUCACUGAUCCUGAUCUCAAGUAUCCUUGGUACAGGAGGUUUUCUUCUCAAGUGCGGCUGGAUGCUUUGGUGUCGGCCGAAGGCCGACCAAUCUUUGGCCGAAGUCCGAAGUCGCGAGCGGCCGGAAACCGCGCAUGAAAGUCCCUGGCACCCAGGAUAGAUCUCAAGUUAUAAUUUAUUUCCUUCCGUCUCAUAAGGAAGCACGGUCUCACUACGCGACUAAAAUAUCCUAGCUAACCUGUGUAUCACGCCUUCCCUCCCGUUCUCCUUAGAAGAGAGUGAUGCCCAGUCUACUAUACUGACGUGGCCAACCUCUACUUAAGCCAUUUCCUUCUUCUUUCCAGAAACGCAUGUCUGUUCUUUCUAUGUAUUACAUACAUAGCUUUUAAAAAUAUCACGUAUACGUGGAUGUCUUAAAAUGAGAAGUACUUUAAUCUCAGAUUUCGACAUAUCUUACUGCAUUUUACUGCAUACAGCUUUAGAAGGAGUAAUAACGUCAUAAUCGUCCCGCGUUUUAACUCGCAGUUUCUUAAAAACUCUAUUUAUGGAGGCGCUAUUCUUUGGAACGUUGUCUCGACUCAUUUUACAGACCAGUUUAUUGUUUUUUAUCGCAAAGUGAAGAAGGACUCUUAUUUUAAGGAACUUGAUUUUAGCGCACAGUCGUUCCAGUCGCUGCCCAGGCACUACCAAGAUUUUAAAUGUUUUAAACUGUUUUAUUUUUUAAAUGCUGUAGUCAAUUUACUUAGACGUAACUAAUGUAAAUUCAUUUUAACAUUGUAUUUUUUUUUCUUUUAGAAUCUUACUGUAUAUUUUUAGAGUUUUAUUGUAGUUGUAUUUUGUAAGUAAUGUUGUUCUAUUUUUAAUAUGGUUUUAUUCAUUUGUAAUUAUUUUUACACCACCCCAGAAGCUUUGAGCUUUAAAUCAUAUCGUGUUUAAAUAAAGGAUAUGUAGGUAUGCAUGUAUCUAUCAUAUCAAUUUUUUUUAAGAUUAGAGUCACUGUUCAAAACAACAAACAUUUUUCGAGCCAACAAAAAAACAGAAGUCUCUGAUCCUCCGCGCGAAGCUUGUUCAGCAACACAUCCGGAAUGAGUUUAGCAAAACGCUACUCAGACCUCCACCGCGGUAAAACGUUUGAGGCAUUUAUUUUCAUGGUUUAAAUUUUAGGGGGAUUUUAUUCACCAUUAAGCAAAACACAUGGACAAUGAUGCAACUUAACUAUCUUAGCGUUCGGUUCUCCAAAUAAUGAGCUUCUUCCUACUUUGCACCAGAGUAACAUCUGUAUACAACUGCCCGCAGUAACACCAAAGACAUUCAACGUAUUUAAUGAUGCCAAACUUCUCCCAGAAAACACGAAGGAUUUUAUAUUAUCUGAAAAGUUAUAGAGAGGGGAUAUCUUCUGUCUCUACCCUACCCUAGCACUCUGAACUUUAUAAAUUUGUUGAAAGCCCAAUUAUAAAUGUGGUAGCAGCCAGGUAAAAAAAAUUGUUGGGACUCACACCAACCAUCAACGGACAAGUAGAUAAUUCUGAUAUACAUACACAUGUUUAAAUGACGUUACGUUUUAUAUUAUGCUUUUGUUUCCACACAAAAUGCUCCUCCUAAAUGCUCCUUUCUCCCCACUAAAAUGCUCAGUCUUGCUCAUAAAAGUCUCUGAAAUACCCGGAUAAUGCUCAUCGUACAGAAGCUUUUUCUCAUUAAUUCUAAACAUUUUAACGGGGUUUAACGCUAACAAAAAACGUAUAAAUGGUGUAACAACAACAUAUCGAAGCUAAUAGCUUCCUUAAAAUCUAUCAAAACCUAGAUCCUCUGCUGACUUUUUUCUGGAAUUUUGAGUUCAAGUCUUCAUAAAUUUUUUGCGGAAAUAAUUCUCUAUACAUAUUUGUUUUUCAAAAUCGCUGACGUCUUUUCUUUCCAUCUCAACAGUCUAGAGCGAAACGGAAAACCGUUAAUUUGUCCUAAAGAUCGAAACAACCUAACACGAGACGAGGUAGGUCACGCGUGGAACUUGUAAUAAGUUUGUUACGUUUACAGUAAUGUUCAACAAGUUUACGUAGUGAAGGGAUGAGCAGAGUCUUGGGCAAAUGCAACUUCAACAUAAUUUUAACACAUACAAAGAGGUUGAGGACAAUCCUUUCCCUCAUAUUCAAAGACUGUAAAAAUUUCAAGAAAAAAGCUAGUUAAGCCCUAUAACCACAUACAGAAGAAGCUUCAAAGCGGUUAACCAAGGGCGCUUCAUUGGUAAAAAAAAAAAAAAACAGCUGAAUGCAAUGUUCACAUUAUGCGACCCAGCGGCCUUUUGUUCAAACCGGGGCUAACGGCUGUUCAGGGCUACCGUUAUUAGAGAGUGUUAUGGUCGGUGCGCUUGCAAAGAGUACUGGUUCUUCUGUUUGUUGUUGUUGCUUUUUUAACGUGGUGUUUUUUUUUUCUCUUGGCUUUUUCCCUCUUUAUUCCUUCUGCUGGCCCUUUACUUGAGCCGCGAGGUUUACGCUAAAUGUAUUGCCAGUUAAUGUGAUCGGUGCCUCUAGACUUGUCACGUGCCUGAACUGCGGUGUAUUUAUAAAGAGGUCUUUUAAUGUAUAAAACUUCCAAAAUUUUGGAAGGCAUACUACAAUGCCUGAAAAAUAACCCUUCCAAUGUUAAGCACAAGUAAUAUUAAUAAAGAAAUUAACUUAUAGGCUUUGCUACUCUUUUCUAAUGUUGCAGGACACUUUUGCUGAUAAAGCCACAGAAAGAAAAAUUCUCUCCCUUUUAAUAACAUGUCCUAGUGAAGGAUGUCAGUGGACUGGAGAACUGAGAUCAAAAGAUGUAAGUAGUAACCGAUUGUGCAUUCGUGGGCUGUUAUUAACCCCUAAUUCCAAACACAAUCCUUUAAUAUUCAUUGGGUGAAACAUUACACAACAGAUUCAGUUACAGAAGACUCGAUUAUUGCCAGAAGAAAUAUAUUCAUCUGUGAAUCAGUUUAACAUUAGUUGGCUGGAAAAAAAAAUAGUUUCCCGGCUUCCGGGUAUUAACAAUUAAAGCGAUAGACAGUCGGUAACAGAAACAACGAUAAUGAUAUAUUCUUAAACCGAAACAGACAAACAGAUAUAGCUGAAACGAAAUGAUAGAAUACUUCUCCUUUUUAGGAUCACUUUUUGGCUUAGUUUGACAAAUAAUUUCAAAAUUCUUUCCGUCAAUUCUAAUUUUUUUCAAAAACACGUUUUGUGGAGCUCAUUAAACCAGGCAAAACAAAACUUUUGACAAGCGCUAAAGGUUAAUUUUGAAGAUUUUUUCUUUUGAAUUACUAAAUAUUUUUUCUUAUUUCUUGUUCUCUAAAGGAUCACUUAGCAUCGUGCCUUUUCAAGUCUGUUUCUUGUACCAACAAAAACUGUGACGUGAAACUAACAAGGAAUACCUUACAAGAACACGUGACCAUGUCGUGUCCAUGGAGGAUUGUUAGCUGCCAAUACUGCCUAUUUUCGACCCAUCCAGCCUGUAAAACCAAUGUAAGAUAAGUGCACAUUUGUUUUAAUAUCCGUGACAACCAGAGAAUCGAAAGCGUAAUCAUGAUAUAUGUAGUCUAUUAUAUUGGUAUUUCAGUGUUUUAAGUGAAUCAAUUCAAAUACACGCUUUUUAUGCCAUAAUCGUGUAGUUUAACUUUCUUGUUCUGUUUUUCAGACAGAUUUUGUAUAAGAGCGGUCCCUGCAACCUAGCUGAUGUGUCACUGCUUUGCUAUGAAUAUAGCAGAACCGUAGACACCUAAUAAAACUACCCAUUCCCAAACCAAACCAGACCAAACCAGACCAAACCAAACCCCAAAUCAUUUCAUUUACCUGUCUAUCAUACGCUAAGGUAUCAGAGCAUUAACGCAAAUUUAUUGAUUUCAAUCCUUGUCUUAUUGAUUUCAAUCCUUGUCCACCCCAGUCAGGCUCCCCUAAUAGCCGUGUUAAAAGAGUCAGGACGUCCUGAAACUUUCACUGGACACGUUUUUCCCCAAGACCAAUAAUACUGAGCUCUGAAAGAGUUAAACUCGUUAAUAAUUUCGACUGACUAUCAAGAGAAAGACAUUCAUUUAGGUGUAAAUGUAGUGUAAUAAAAUUUUGAUUAUUAAAGUGACAUGCUAACAUCACAUUUACAGUUUUUAAACGCUUUGUCUUUUAACCUGAUGCAUUGUUUAAAAGAUUCAUCAGAGUAAAUGCAGAAGAUUUCCAUUAGAUUGCCCUGAGAGCUGUGGAGCUGUCAUACCGAGAGGGAAGGUAAGGUUGUAGCCACAAAGAUCUCGUCCGACAUGUGGCCCGUAUAACACAACUCCAAUUUAGUCUGUUGCCAAUUUAGUCUGUUGCCAGUUAUUGAUUUGCGAUGGAUAUUUAUUUACCUAACUGAUAAUAUAAUAUAAAGAAAUUAUAUCAUUUUCUCCAAAAUUAUGUGCUUGCUCACUAAGCUGGACUUUUCACCUAAUUAUAUCGCAUUUCUCGUUUUUUACAGAUUUUAUUCCACAUUAAGGAACAAUGUCCUCUGACAUUAAUUCCCUGCCCGUAUGCUCAGAUAGGCUGCACUACAAAGGUAAUACUUUUCACGAUGUACUUAAGUUGUCAGUAACCUAGGUAACGCGUGAAAAGUACAAAUAGAGAGAUUACAGCCUCGUCACAAAAAAAUAUGUCCCUUGAGUGUUGGACUUAAAGUUACAAACAGCAAAUUUAAACUUUGAAAAACUGCGCAUGCUUGGCUGAACAUUUUUCAAAAACUCCAGUUUUAACCCGUUUUAAGGUGUUUCCAUUCAGUUUCUCGGAGACAAUACCGAUGUUUUUCGGUCGCCUUAAAAGUGAUUUUAUCCUUGCACGAUCGCCACAAAAUUUUUACCAUUGAUUGACUAUGAAUUGAAAUUUGUCAAAAUGCAGUUUUUAGUAAAAUCGAUAUCACUAUGACAACAAUAAACAAAAAACUUUGGUGAGGUCUCCGAAAAACUGUAUCGAAACAUCUUAACAAAGGAUCUGUUCGAUUGAUCGUACUCUAGAAUAAAAAUCAGCAGACAUUUCUGACAAAUCUCUUCAACCGCAAAUCUUUGGACCAUUCGAAUGCCACGACAUUCAUCUUUAUUAUUAAUGUCCUGUAUUUUUUCAUGUAAUAAAAGCCAAAACAAGUGAUUUUUAUUCCUUUUUUUUUGUUAUUCUGUAAAAUUGAAUGCGCCCUACAUAACUGUUUACUGAAUUUUUAUUUCGACCUUGUUUCAGUUUAACCCACUUCCGAUUUAUUUGUUCAGAUUAAAAGAGGAGAAGUCGAAUCUCACCUGCAAUCUACAGUGAAAAUGCAUCUUGACAUAGCUUGUGUGGAGUUGGGUAAUACGCAGAGGGAGUUGGCGAAGACCAAGGGACAACUUGAAGAUACGUUGGUUAGAUCUCAGCAAGAGUUCAAAGAGAUCACAAGGAAACUUGAGGGAAAGAUAAAUAAUCUAACAAGAAAACUUGAGAUUAAGAUUGAUGGUAUCGAGAAAUUGGUGCUUUCUUCAGAUGAACAAAAUUAUUUCAAUUGGAAAGUCAGUGGCUUGGGUAAAGCCUUGAAGAAAGCUAAACAUGGGGAAAAAACAUCAAUUCUAAGUGAUCCAUUUUACAGAUAUGCUUACAAAUGUAGGUUAGUGUUGGAUCCAAACGGUUACGGCAUGGGAGAAAAUACACACCUGUCGAUAUUCUUCUUUGUCAUGACGUGA